AUGAGGCUCGCUGCCUAUGCUGGAACGUCUGCGCUGGUGGCAGCCGGUGCUCUACUGAAGGCUUUCCACCAGCGGCCCAAUUUCUAUUCGGCCACCGUCUACCUGUCGCAGAGCAAUGCCUGUGUCCUUAUCCUCACCAACCUCGCUCUGGUCACCGCCUGCAGCUUCAUCUACGGUCUUCAACGUCUCUUCUAUGGCCCCCUUCGUCCUAUUGAAAUCGAGCAUCUCUCCGAAAAGGCCUGGUAUGCCGUCCUCGACACUCUCUUGGCUAUGCCCUCGCUGAGGGACGAGGUUGGAGGAUGGAUGCUCGCCGUCUUUGUUCUUCUGCUGGCGGGUAAGGUCUGGAGCUGGAUUGGUGAAGGCCGCGUCGAUAUUCUCGAACAACAACCUCCACAAAACCCACGUCUCUUCCAUGCACGACUUGCCUCGUCGCUACUCGUAUCCACCGCAUUCAGCGCCGCCAUGCUGAGAUACUGUAUCGCUACUGUCAAAGACGACCCCCGCCCUGGCAUGAUGGUCAUCUUCACCUUUGAAUUCGCCAUUCUUUUGAUCUUCUCCUUAUUCACCCUCCUACGUUAUGUGCUGGCUUUGACAGAAGCACGUGUGCUGAAGCUACAAACAAAAGCCAAGAUGGACGAGAGGCGAGCAGAGAUUCGAGCAGAAAGAGAACGUUUGGAGCGGCAGCGUGAGGAGUCGACCGAUCCCCAGAGUCUACCUCCUCUGCCCAGCGAAGAAGAUGUGGAUGAGAACGAGAUUGAUGUCCCAGGUUGGGAAGAAAAGCGUCGGUGGUUGUUUGGCCUCGAGCUUGCCACAGACUUCAUCAAGCUCAUCGUCUACACUGUCUUUUUCGGCAUCUCAUUGACCUUCAUGGGACUGCCCAUGCAUAUUAUUCGCGACGUCUAUCUGACUUUUGCAUCCUUCGUCAAGCGUGUCCAGGACUACAACAACUAUCGCAAGGCCACUCAAAACAUGAACAGCCGAUACCCUGAUGCCACCAGCGAAGAGCUAACCAACGACAACACUUGCAUUGUGUGCAGAGAGGUCAUGGUGCCUUGGGGCCAACCCGAUGCUGCAGGACAGGCCCGCAGACCCAGUCUCAUCAAUGAGGGUAUGCGUGCAAAGAAGUUGCCAUGCGGUCACAUUCUGCAUCUACGCUGCCUUAAGGCAUGGCUCGAGCGACAGCAGGCCUGUCCAACC
Aureobasidium melanogenum CBS 110374 is the source of this 1197-nucleotide messenger RNA. RefSeq lists its product as uncharacterized. Gene Ontology annotation, cellular component: cytoplasm. Lineage: Eukaryota; Fungi; Ascomycota; Dothideomycetes; Dothideales; Saccotheciaceae. The record is from RefSeq and is a predicted model, not a curated record. The annotation marks the transcript as partial. The transcript is spliced from 3 exons.